AUGAAAAGAUUAAAAGAAAGUUUAAUUGAAUUUAUUGAAAAAGGUAAAGACAGUUACAUUGAAUAUUUAAAAAUGAAAGUAAGAUCAUUAAAAAAUGAAAGUCAUUCAAAAUCUCAAGAUGAUACACAUCCAAAUCCAUCAAUGACAAAUAUUACUUAUGUUCAACCAGCAAUAUCAGUAGCAACUUCACCCAGGUAUCAGGAAGAAGAAUUUGACCUAUUACAAUAUUAAAAUGUAGGCUUUUAAUUAAUGUAUUUGUGUAUAAUAUUAUGUUACUUUAUUUUAAAGUCAGCACCAGUAUUUUAUUUUAUCAUUUUCAAUGUAAUUCUCUUUGAAUGUUAAAAUAUAUAUAUGUUGAAUAUUUAAGUUUAUUGGAAAAAAU
Rhizophagus irregularis DAOM 181602=DAOM 197198 is the source of this 382-nucleotide messenger RNA. NCBI's taxonomy places the organism in Eukaryota, Fungi, Glomeromycota, Glomeromycetes, Glomerales, Glomeraceae. The record is from RefSeq and is a predicted model, not a curated record.